Messenger RNA from Oncorhynchus masou masou (cherry salmon), 501 nucleotides. Its product is annotated as transmembrane protein 233-like. The record is from RefSeq and is a predicted model, not a curated record. Gene Ontology annotation, cellular component: membrane. The coding region runs from base 1 to 501 and encodes 166 amino acids. The transcript has 4 exons. Lineage: Eukaryota; Metazoa; Chordata; Actinopteri; Salmoniformes; Salmonidae.
AUGUCUCCAGGGACACCCCAGCCAACAGAGGUGAAGACCAAGCAGCUGCUGGAUGUGAGUGCUGACCACUUGGGGGGCAGGGAGGCCCAGGAGGUCCCCCCUCUGAAGAACUAUGUCUACCUGACCAUCCUCACUUGCUUCUGCCCAGCCUGGCCUGUCAACAUCGUGGCUCUGGUCUUCUCUGUACUGUCUCAGAACAGUUAUGAUGAGGAGGACUAUGAGGGUUCCACGAGGCUCGGUAGGAAAGCCUUUCACAUGGCGAUAGCCUCCAUGAUCAUUGGCCUCCUGAUCAUCCUGAUCUUAUCCAUAGUGCACUUUACCACGGUUAAAGCACUGCUGGGUGAGAUGUUUGUUUGGCUGAUUGCCUUCCUUACUCCCCCCUCAUACCCCAUGUCCCACAUUCCCACUGAGGAGGAGAAGGAGGCCGUUCUGACCGAGAUGCAUGCUGGCCAUUUCGGAGUGAAGCGCAUGAUUGCCAAAAUCAACCUACGCUUCUUCUGA